AUGCUCUCCCGCUAUUCUCUCAACAUCACUGAAAUCUCCCGACUCCCUCUCGUAUUCUACGCGGCCGAUGGAUCUAUCAGAUGGUUCAACAAUUGUAGUAUACUCGAUAUGACAGUUUUUAUGGCUGUCCAGUACACAAUAAUCAUUUAUUGUGCAGUGGUGAUGUAUCAACAAAUGGAGGAGAAACUUCAAAUUCUAUCCGCCUCGCUUAGAAAUUUGCACAGACAAUUCUACAAGACAUUGGUUGUUCAGAUAAUCACACCGUCCGUCUUCCUGUUUGCACCAGUAGCUAUCAUUAUCAAUAUUCCAAUGUUCGAUCUGGAAAUAAGUGUCCCAACUGGAGCAUUUGUCUGUGGUUUCACAUUGUACCCAGCAAUGGAUGCAAUCAUUGUCAUGUAUAUAGUAAAGGACUAUCGGAAGGCUGUGAGGAUAAUGCUAAAAAAGUUGCUGGAUAUGUUGUAUCGAGUGUUGGAUUUGAAUGAUUAUCGAUUGAAUGUUUCAACCACUGCGACUGCGGGGAAAGAGGGUGGAGCUAACAAUGGAAUUGUUUAA
Molecule: messenger RNA, 552 nt
Organism: Caenorhabditis remanei
Lineage: Eukaryota; Metazoa; Nematoda; Chromadorea; Rhabditida; Rhabditidae
Exons: 2
Coding region: 1-552 (183 amino acids)
Source: RefSeq, a predicted model, not a curated record